GUCAUACGUAUACGUUUUUGGCACAUACACUCACUUAUAUACCAGUAUAAAUUUCGAAUUACAUCAAUAACAAAAAUCAAUAUAAGAAGUAUAAUAAACUAAGAUGUUAUCUAAUCCAGUACGUGUUAAUUUAUUAACUGAAAUUUGGUGAAAAGUGAGAUAACAACCCAAGGACAAACACAUCCAACCCAUUUUUCUGAGCAGUCCUAUGUUGAUCUCGUAACUGUUCGGUUGAAACACGAGUGCACCUCGAAAUAUCUAUUAAAAAAUUCAAUAUUUUAUAAAUCUUGCGAUUGGAAUAAACAAAAUAUUAUAUCAUCAUUAUGUCUACUGAAAAUGGAGUGGUACCGCCAACAGCCGAUAUGAGUGCGUUAAAUAUCGACCAAGUAAAAGAUUCCCCGGCAUCAUCACCAACCCCAGGCGGAGAUGCAAGUCGACUUACCUUCGAAGACAACUUCAAACAUUUCGCAAAAUUCGGAGAUCCAAAAUCAGACGGUAAACAGAUCACUCUAUCAAACAGCGACAAAUGGAUGAAGCAAGCCAAAAUAAUAGACGGCAAAAAAAUUACGACCACAGAUACUGGUAUCUAUUUUAAAAAAUUGAAAUCACAGAAAGUUUCUAUCGUCCAGUAUAAACAAUUUUUGGAGGAUUUAGCGAAAGCUAAAAAAACGGAUGUGGAUGAAAUUAAAACUAAAUUGGCCGAAUGCGGGGCGCCUUUACUUCAUGGCACUCCUGCCAGUAAAGCCACGGCUGCAGUAGAUCGUCUAACAGACACGUCAAAAUACACUGGAACUCACAAACAGAGAUUCGAUGAUUCCGGGAAAGGGAAAGGAAUCGCCGGUAGAAAAGACAUCGUAGAUACCUCUGGAUAUGUUAGUGGAUUUCAACAUAAAUAAAAAGGACAUACAGAUGCUCUUUCUAUGUUUCAAGAAUAUAAAAGGACACCAGAAGUACAUAUAUUCCACUAUAAUUUAUUAUAAAUUUGACAUAUGACCUUAAUAACUCUUUUCAAAUAAAGGUGGAAUCGCGUUUAAUUCAUGUAUUACUAUUCACUUGAACGUUAUCUAGCUGAGCCAUCAUUUGAAAAGAAUUAUUAAAAUUAAAUUGUCAAAUUAACUUCAGUGAUAUAUACUUUGUUCUAACCUCGGGAAAAAAACUCCAAAAUAAAGUGUAACUUAAAAGAUAUUUUUCAAAAAAAAAAUAUUUUUCUUAGAUGACAGCGUACAAAUUUGCAAACACAAAAUUGUCCUUUCAAUUUUUGUUUUAUAUAAACUGUAAAUGGAAAGUGAAAUUACUUUUACGAAAGUAUUGUGAACGAAUUUUUUCAUGGAUACAAAAAAUUUCGUGUAAUAUUUCAUUUAUGAUUCAGUUUCCAAAUUUUUAUAUAACGAAAUGCAAAAUUUUUACUUUACAGUUUGUACAAAAAUGAUUGACGUUACUAUCUUGAAUAAAAAAAAAAUAUUGAUAUUUUUGCAAUGAAAAUGAAAACCAUGUUAUAUUUUUUUGAAAUAUACCUUUGAAUACUCUAAAUAUAAGUUUUGUAUAAAAUAUUUUUAGCAAUAUAUUUAUAAGAAUAUAUUAUAAAAUAUAUGUUCAAAUUAUAUGUGUAAGUAGUUGUAUCAAAAUAAAACUGGGGAUCAAAAUAAUGAAAAAAAA
Diorhabda sublineata is the source of this 1656-nucleotide messenger RNA. RefSeq names its product tubulin polymerization-promoting protein homolog (gene ringer). Gene Ontology annotation, molecular function: tubulin binding. Bases 324 to 896 code for a protein of 190 amino acids. Gene Ontology annotation, biological process: microtubule bundle formation; microtubule polymerization; positive regulation of protein polymerization. The record is from RefSeq and is a predicted model, not a curated record. Lineage: Eukaryota; Metazoa; Arthropoda; Insecta; Coleoptera; Chrysomelidae. Gene Ontology annotation, cellular component: microtubule. The transcript is spliced from 3 exons.